AUGAAGGCGUCGCUCAUCUCAGCUGUUGCCCUGGUUCCUGCGGCUCUGGGCGCGACUGUUCCUAGAUCUGCGAAGGUCGACUAUACUGGCUUCAAGGGUCUUCGCAUCACUCUCCCCGAGGGCUCCGAGAACUUGGCCGACCAGAUUAACGAGUUAGCUGCGACGAUAUUGAACCCCGGCGCCAAGGAACAGCUCGACGUCGUCGUAUCUCCCGACAAUGUCGACGCCAUCAGCCAGCUGGCUGUGAACACCACGAUUCUCCUCGAGGACGUCGGUGCUGCUUUUGCGGAUGAAGAUAUGGCAACGGUUUAUGCUGUCCCCAGCGAAACCUGGUUCACUUCUUAUCACAGCUAUGCCGACCACUUGACUUUCUUGAGAGACCUCCAGAGCAGCUUUCCUGGCCAAUCUGAAAUCACUACCGCGGGCUCAUCUUUCCAAGGCCGAGCGCUCACCGGCAUUCAUAUCUUGGGAAGCGGCGGCAAAGGGUCCAAGCCGGCUGUUGUUCUCCACGGCACCGUUCACGCUCGCGAGUGGAUUAGCACGAUGACUACAGAGUAUGUGGCUUGGCAACUUUUGACAAAGUACACAACAGACUCUGCCAUCAAGGCCGUGGUUGAUAAGUUUGACUGGUACAUCACUCCUGUGGUGAACCCAGAUGGCUUUGUUUACACUCAGUCCACUGACCGUCUCUGGCGCAAAAAUCGCCAGACCAACACCGGCAGUUCCUGCAUCGGCCGCGACCCCAACCGUAACUGGCCGUAUAAGUGGGAGCUGACCGGAGGUGCUUCGACAAGCCCCUGCGCCGAGACUUACAAAGGGGCUGCCGCCGCCGAUACCCCAGAAAUCAAGGGUCUUAAGGCGCAGAUCGACUCUUUGUCUGCUAGCAGGGGUAUCACACUCUACCUCGAUGUCCACUCCUACGGACAGUACAUCCUUUGGCCUUAUGGAUAUGAUUGCAACUACGUCGCUCCCGAUGACGCUGCGCUACAAAGCAUGGCUCAGCGCGGUGCGACCGCUAUCCGUGGCGUUUCCGGCACCAGCUACACUAUCGGCAAUGCUUGCCGUGCUCUGUACGCGACCACAGGCGAUAGUACCGACUACGUUCACGGCGUUGGCAAGUCCAAGUACACGUACACCAUUGAGCUGAGAGACAGAGGAACCUACGGCUUUUCACUUCCGGCAAGUCAGAUCUCGGCUACUGUGAAGGAGACCUGGGCUGGAGUUCUUGCCAUGGCCCAAGCUGCAUGA
This is a messenger RNA of Colletotrichum paranaense, 1248 nucleotides long. Its product is annotated as zinc carboxypeptidase. The transcript is spliced from 5 exons. Gene Ontology annotation, molecular function: zinc ion binding; metallocarboxypeptidase activity. Gene Ontology annotation, biological process: proteolysis. The record is from RefSeq and is a predicted model, not a curated record. Lineage: Eukaryota; Fungi; Ascomycota; Sordariomycetes; Glomerellales; Glomerellaceae. The coding region runs from base 1 to 1248 and encodes 415 amino acids.